Molecule: messenger RNA, 3513 nt
Organism: Dendrobium catenatum
Lineage: Eukaryota; Viridiplantae; Streptophyta; Magnoliopsida; Asparagales; Orchidaceae
Exons: 4
Coding region: 2739-3134 (131 amino acids)
Biological process (GO): protein import into nucleus
Cellular component (GO): nucleus
Molecular function (GO): small GTPase binding; guanyl-nucleotide exchange factor activity
Source: RefSeq, a predicted model, not a curated record
UAGAUUUAAAUGAGAAUUUGACUUUUAAUAGGACACAAUGAAGAAAAAAUGAUUCAUGUAGUUGACCCCACGUAGUAAGAUAAAGGCUUGAUGUUGUUGUUUUAAGUUUGGAUUCUUCCUUUCUGUAAUAUUAGAUAUGCUAGUCGUGUACAAUGCCCUUCUUGGCACGAUAAUAGUUUAAUCUAGUUUUCAAUUCCUUUUGUUAGGCUUCUUCCUUUUCUUAGGAUUAGACGUGGAAGUGGUGAAUAAUGCCAUUUGUGACAACAUCCUAGUUUAAUGAAGUUUUCUUUUUCUUUAAAUUAGAAUUUUUUUUUCAUUAGGUUUGAAAGUGUUAGUGGUGGAUAGUGCCCUUUGUGGCACCAUCCUAGUUUUAACUCAGUUUUUUUUCCUUCAUACUUAGGAUUCUUCCUUUCCUUAGAAUUAGGCAUGCUGGUGGGAGAUAAAGCCCUUCGUGGCACUAUUCUAAUUUAAUAUGAUUUUCUUUUCCUUUAGGUUAUGAUUCUUCCUUUCUGUAGGAUUAUACGUUCUAGUCAUGUAUAACACCCUUCGAGGCAUCAUACUAUUUUAAAUCUAGUUUUCUCUUCCUUUUGGUUAGGAUGCUUUCUUUCCUUAGGGUUAGACAUGCUAGUUGUGGAUUAUACCCGUUGUGGCACUAUCCUAGUUUAAUCACAUUAUCUUUUUUCUUUUAGGGUAGGAUUAUUCCUUCCUUAGGAUUAGGCAUGCUAGUGGUGGAUAACGCCCUUUGUAGCACUAUCCUUUUUUAACCUAGUUUUCUUUCCCUUAGAAUAUGAUGUGCUAGUGGUGGUACAAUAUCCUAGUUUAAUGCAUUGUCUUUUCUAUUAGGUUAGGAUUCUUCUUUUCUGUAAGAUUCGAUGUGCUAGUGGUGAAUAACGCCCUUCGUGGCACCAUCCUAAUUUAAUCCAAUUUUCUUUUCCUUUAGGUUAACAAUUUUUCUUUCCUAAGGAUUUGACGCGCAUGUGGUGAAAAACUCCCUUUGUGCCACCAUCAUAAUUUAAUCCAGUUUUUUUCCGUUAGGUUUGGAUUCUUAUUUUUAUUAAAAUUAGAUGUGCUAGUUGUGGAUGAUGUCCAUCUGGGCACCAUUCUAGUUUUAUUCCAAUUUUCUUUUCUUUUAGGUUAGCAUUUUAUCUUUCCUUAGAAUGAUACGUGCUAGUGGUGGAUAAAGCUCUUCGUGGAACCAUCCUAGUUUAAUCUAGUUUAUUUUCCUUUAGGCUUGGAUUCUUUCUUUCCUUAGGAUUCAACGUUUUAGUGGUAGAUAAUUCCCUUCGUGGCCUCAUCAUAGUUUAACCUAGUUUUCAUUUCAUUAAGGUUAGGAUUCUUCCUUUCCUUCGGAUAUGACGUGCUAGUGGUGAAUAAUGCUCUUCGUCUGACCGUCCUAAUUUAAUCUAAUUUUCGUUUCCUUUAAGUUAAUAUUUUUCUUUCCUUAAAAUUAGACAUACUUGUGGUGGAUAACCCUCUUCAUGACACCAUCCUAGUUUUAAGCCAGUUUUUACUUCCUUAAGGUUAGCAUUCUUUUUUUGGGCUGAUGCUACAGGGUUGUCCGGUGAGAUUGCAACUUGUAAGAGCAAAUGCGCCUCUAGAACCACAAGCAAUUGCAUGAAUGAAUUAUUGUCUGGUACUCGGAUACCAAUGCUAUCUAAACCUGGGUUUAGUAACUUGUCUAGAAUGCUGGAAUCAUCUCUCCUUAGACUAGUAAUAGGUUUAGGUAGAAGACCCUUAAGCAAAUCGUAAGGUAAACCAUCCAUAAGGUCUUGUGACAUUCUCCAACUAAAAGCAUCGUUAGGUCUCCUCUCCUAACAUGAAGAGACCAUACUAGAUAGCUGGUAUGGCCUUCGCAACAAGUGAGCCGCCGUUGUCAUCGUUACUUCUGAUCCAAUAGAAAGAACAGUAUAUAGAAAAGGUAUUUUGGAAUGUCAUAAGUAAAGCUCUGAAUAUAUGUCAAGUUAUAGCGGCAUAAUGAGAUCAUGAACUUGUGAUGGUGUGGAUUAAAACUUCUCCAAAACUCAUAAAGUUUUUUAGUCAUAAAGAAAAUCAUAGAACUUUCCAACAUAAAGCAGCUCACAAAGCUUUCCUAACACAUUUCUAUCCUGCAUGCUACAUGUCAUUAAAAUUCCAAGCAAGUUUUUAACCCAAACUCAUGAAAUUGUUCUCAUGCCAAAUAUACAACACUUUGCAAAAAGUUCGAAGUCAUGUCAUUGGAAAGAAGAAGAACGAAGGAUAGUUUGAUACCAAUUUGUUUUCCAAAGGUUUAGAAAUAAGUAUAAUUGCCAACAAGAUAUUCAUAUGCAACUCCAACAAAAAGAAUCUAAAUAUGUUCAUGGUCCAAUCCAACAUCAUCAUUCAAAUAAAACUAAAAUUAGAAAAAUAAUUCAAAGCUACUUCUUUCUUUUUCUUUUUUUUAAAACACAUAAAGCAAAUCCAUCUCGCAUUUGAACAACUCGAUCUCAAAGGUUGAAACACACAUUGAGCAAAACCAUCAUGGGGACGAUUACUAUGAAAGACCCCUGUUUGUGGGAGAAAUAUCGAGCAGCUUUCCUCUAAGAUUUCAGGUGGUUACACUGUUUUCAUGCAUGCAUCUAUAAUUUUCAAUUGGUGGAAUGAUGGUGGAUGGUUUUGUUGUAUAGGAUGUGAGUGAAGUAAGCGAAGUUCCUGAUUAUCAGGUUUUGUGGUUCUUUCUUUCCUCCCAAAAGCUGUUUAUUAUUUAACUUGGAUGAAUAUUUAUGUUUGUUGAUCCGAUCAAAUUCAUUUUGUUUGUAAAGGAGGCUUUUGUGGAUUUCAGCUGUGAUGAAAGCCUUAUUUUUGAGAUGCUCGAUUUCAAAAAAGUGAAGAAGAUGGUUCAAGUGCUGUGUGGUUUUUACAAGACAUCGCUUGUGAACAAGAUGAAGAAGAAAGCAUGCAAGCAGGUCCAAGAGAACUCAGGAAUAAUAGAAGUAGCUGGUUUACAAUAUAGAGAUGCUCUUGUAAUAUAUACAAUAGCAGUUGGUCAAAUGACUAUUUCCAAGGACAUCCAAGGAAUGGAAGCUCCAAAAAGUUUGCGGGAGGCUUUUGCGGAUUCCAGCAGUGAUGAAAGCCUUAUUUUUGAGAUGCUUGAUUUCAAAAAAAGAGAUCGAAGAUGAUGGAAGCACUGUUUGGUUUUUACGGGACAUGGCUCGUGAACAAGAUGCAGAAGAAAGCAUGGUAAGCAGUGUGAUGAUGUUUUUUUUUUGACAUACUUAGAAUACUAUUUGUGCAGACAAUCGUAAUUUUUUUUUCAGAAUUUUCCUUUGAAGAAAUGUGUAUUGGCUUCUUGGAUGCUUUCUUAAUUUUUAUUGACUGUCUAAUGUGUCCUUUAAUGACAUGAAGCAUUUUAGGGAAGCUAAGGAGUGAAAUUUGCUGUAGAACUAUGUGAUUUUUCUUAACAGCAUGUUUUUGUUUUGGUUUGUAUUAUUAAUAUGGUCUGUCUCUAGGGAAGCCUUGGUCCAAUAGGAAUUAGUAAUGCAAGAAAUGUUGUUUUGA